CUAUGAUCUUUGUCUACUGUUUAAUCUAGCUAGUUUAUGGUCAAUGUUUGAGUGAUUUGUCUGAAUUCGUAAAUGUCAAGUAUUUUUGAGCUCAAUUUCUAAAGAAAUGGCUGAAAACCGUGAAGAAAUUCUCGCAAAUUUCCAGGGCAUUACAGCAAUAGAUGAUGUUGCCGAAGCUAUAUACCACCUUGAAGAAUCCAACUGGGACUUGCUGACAGCCAUAAACCGUGUGAUGCCGCAAGAUGGAAACAACCCAACAGCACAGCCCAGUGACAGUACACAUGAUGUUGAGAUGAUAGACGAGGACAUAUCUGUGAUAACUCCAAAAAUACACCCACCAGAUCGGAUUUAUACAAAUGAAGCCUCAACUUCGUCCCCUCGGAAUAAUGUUAGCAACCUAGUAGAACUACAAGUUAACUUUAACAAUAAAAUGCAUGAAAUCAAAAUGUCUUCUUCAGCUACAGUCAGUGAUCUAAAGAAGCGGCUGGAGCUAGUGUGCGGGGUGCCGUACUGCAGACAACAACUGUCGGGGCUGGGCGGCUCGCGCGCCACGGCCGGCGCGGCGCUGGGCUCGCUCGGCCUGGCGCGCGGGCAGGUGCUGCGGCUCAAGGCCGCCGACCAGCAGGCCGCUGAUGACGAAGUGGCCGAGCUGCUAACACAAACGUACACUCUGAAGGUGAAGUUCGAGGACAAGGACUACACGCUCAAGUUCCCCGGCACCAAGACCGUGCAGGAAGUGAAGAACGACUUCUACGCGCUCACGGACGUGCCCGUGAGGCAUCAGCAAUGGUCGGGCUGGCCGUCCGUGCCGGGUCUAGACGACACGGUGCUGGCCAUGGCGGGGCUCUCGCGCCCCGAGCACGAGCUCGCCGUCAAGCGGGCGCCCGCCAAGCAGAAGGACUACAAGAGGAUAAUAAUCGACAGUUCAGACAGCGAGAACAGUUCAGUGGAAGAAGUGGAGGACUCGGCCGACGGGUUCGUGGCCGAGGACGACAUGUUCGUGGACCUCGUGCAGUCCGAGCGGUUGCAGCCCUUAAUGUCAGAAGCUGUGGAGGACGAGGCGAUCGGCUGCAUAGAGUUCGGGUCGCGGUUCCGCGCGCGCUACGGACCCAACACGCCCUCGUUCUUCGAGGGAACCCUGGCGGACGCCAUCAAGGAGGCCUGCUUGAAACCCGCUAAAGAUCGGAAGCUCCUCGGCGUGUACCUCCACCACGAGCAGUCCGUGCUGUCCCACGUGUUCUGCGCGCAGCUGCUCGGCUGCGAGACCGUGCUGCACACGCUGGCGCACAACUUCGUGCUGUACGGCUGGGACCUCACGCACGCGAGCAACAACCAGAUGCUCCUAACGUCAAUAGCGAACGCGCUCGGCCCCAUGGCGUCCAUGACGGUGCGCAGCAUCCCCGUGGAGCGCCUGCCCGCGCUGCUGGUCAUCAUGCGCGUGCGCAGCAACACGGAGAUCUACUCCGUUAUCAACGGCAACGUCGGCGUCUCCGAGCUAGUGGGCCAGCUAGUGGAGGCCAUCGAGCGGUUCGCAGCAGCAAGAGACCAGGACGCGAAGGCGGAACACGAGCGAGAGGCGAGACAGCGGGUGAAGAGAGAGCAGGAUGAAGCAUACCAGCAGAGCCUUGAGGCUGACAGAGCUAAAGAAGAAGUGAAGAAACAGGUGGAACUAGAAAAGAAUCAAGAAAUUGAACGAGCAGAGAACGAAAGACUUCAAGAGGAAGCUCGGAAACAGGCGCACCGCUCGGACGCGCUGUCGCGAGUGCCGCCGGAGCCGGCCGCCAGCGACGGCGACGUGUCGCGCAUCCGCGUGCGCCUGCCGCCGCCGCACGACACGUGUCUCGAGCGCCGCUUCCGCUACACCGACACGCUGCAGGCGCUAUUAGAUUACCUAGCAUCAGAAGGUUUUCCACACGAGUCAUAUAAAGUGAUUUCUGGCUGGCCCAGAAGAGAUCUAACAACAGAGCCGCUAUCCAGCACGCUGCAAGCCCUAAAGCUGACUCCUCAGGAGACGGUCAUGCUGGAGGAGCGGUGAGCGCCGCCCCGCCCCGCGCCCCGCCCCCGCCGUCGCCCGGCCUUUGUGAACUGUACACUUUUACUGCCAGUUUCAAUAACUCUAUCUACCGAUGACUGGUAGUUGCUUUCGUACGCUUUUGACAAAUUAAGGGCCUGUUUCACAAUGUCUGAUUAGCGGCUACCUGUAAGAUAAAAUACAUGCUGUCACUCUCUGUUAUUAUUUUUUGGACAUGCAUGAGUUUUACUUCCCAGGUAGCCACUAACCAGACAUUGUGAAACAGGACCUUAAAGUUACAACCUGUCAAAAUCGUAUGAAAGUAACUAGAUACCAGUCAUCGGUAGCCAGAGUUAUUGAAACUACCUACCGAUGCAUUUCGUCUAAUCAGAACUUUUGAUGACUUCGUUAUUGUAUUGUAAACGGCUUUGAUAUAAUUAUUGAGUGGCUUAGCUAGGGUUGAUCAUCGUAAAUAAAUAAUAAUUGUAGAGUUUUUGAAUAUAUUUUUUCUAUAACGGUUUGCUACAUACCUAAUGGAGGUUUUAUUGUUGUUCCAAUUUCGAUUUAUCCUUUACUAAGUAAUAUUAUAAGUAGCUUUUUCACUGCGUUUAUUACCUACCAUUUAACGAUGAGUAAAUAGUUAACCCGGUCAAGUUCCAAACAGACUGUUGUUGAUUGUGUUAUGUAAAACUGUACAGUUCACAAAAUGCCCGAAAAAUUCCAAAUAAAUAAACACCACAACAUAUUUUUUCUCAAACACUAUUCCGAGUCGAAUUGUGAAAAACACGGGAAAAACAAAACUUAUUUUCUAUAUUAAUGCCUAAUUUAGCAUGUUUCGUUUAUAAUUUGUAUAAAUGGUUAAUUAAAAUAGCUUACAUUAUAAUGUAAAAUACAUAAUGAUAAUGAUUUUUAAUAUAGUUACGAGUAGUCGCAGCAUUUUUGAAGUUUAUAAUUUUUCACACGAAGCAGUGUGCGCUGUAUCUGUACAAGAUGUGUAAACAAGUAAAUAAAAAAACUGAUGGAUGAUGGA
Plutella xylostella (diamondback moth) is the source of this 3041-nucleotide messenger RNA. It is a transcript of the gene casp, whose product is annotated as Fas associated factor casp. The record is from RefSeq and is a predicted model, not a curated record. Gene Ontology annotation, biological process: ERAD pathway. Gene Ontology annotation, molecular function: ubiquitin binding. NCBI's taxonomy places the organism in Eukaryota, Metazoa, Arthropoda, Insecta, Lepidoptera, Plutellidae. Gene Ontology annotation, cellular component: endoplasmic reticulum; nucleus.